AUGGAAUCUACCUUCGCAGAUUGGUUUAAGGCGUUUCUGUCAGGGGGUAGAGUGGCUUUGGUGGAUGAGCUCUUGAUGGUAGCAUGGGGUAUUUGGAAAGCUCGAAAUGAGCUUCUUUGGCAGGGUCGUUCUUCUCAGGCUGCGGAUGUGGUUCGCGUGGCAAGGUCGUGUCACUCUAGUUGGCUGUUGGCUCAAGAGAAUAGGUUUGAACUGCUGUUGUUUGAUGCUACUGUUGUUGGUAGCAGUGUUUGUUGGAUAAAACCGCAUGCUGGGAAGCUGAAGAUCAACACUGAUGGGGCGAUUUUUGAGGCAACAGCUCAAUAUGGUACGAGCAUGAUCAUUAGGAAUUGUCAUGGGAAGUUAAUCGAAUCUAGUUCCUCUUUGCAUUCUAGGGCUUGUCAGAAAUAUUAA
Molecule: messenger RNA, 411 nt
Organism: Cannabis sativa
Lineage: Eukaryota; Viridiplantae; Streptophyta; Magnoliopsida; Rosales; Cannabaceae
Exons: 2
Coding region: 1-411 (136 amino acids)
Source: RefSeq, a predicted model, not a curated record